Haliotis rufescens (red abalone) is the source of this 1672-nucleotide messenger RNA. Its product is annotated as GTPase IMAP family member 9-like. The transcript has 5 exons. Gene Ontology annotation, molecular function: GTP binding. NCBI's taxonomy places the organism in Eukaryota, Metazoa, Mollusca, Gastropoda, Lepetellida, Haliotidae. Bases 182 to 1228 code for a protein of 348 amino acids. The record is from RefSeq and is a predicted model, not a curated record.
GGCCUAUCUCGUAAGCAAAAUGAAGGUUUUCUUGUUUACUGAAGGUGACUUCACCAGUGAUCCCUGUAGCCGGGACAUCUGUCUAGAUUCAUCUUGUGUUCAUCAGAACAUUCAUUAGCGCUUUCAUAAGGAAUUCUCUUUGAAAGCUAGCGUCGUUCCCGUCAAGAUUCUCUGGUGCAUAAUGUCAACGACAGGUAAAGCAUCUCUCAUUCUUAUUGGACGCCACGGGGCUGGGAAAACAGCAGUUGUAGAGUCCAUUAUGGGGGCAAGUUUGAAGACUACUUCAAAGGAAUCGGAUAACAUUUACUCUGUAACAUCUUCUGAAACAUCAUUGAGGAUUUCUGAAACACCUGGAUUCUUUGCAGCAAACCCAGACACUGAUACCUGUAAAUUAAAAUUGGUAGAAAGUAUCAAAACUUCUCUUCCGGGACCCGAUGCUUUUGGACUGGUGAUUAAGAUAGGACGGUUCACAGCGGAAGAAAGAGAGAUGAUUGGCAUUGUAGAAGAAGUAUUUGGUGAGGAUGUGUUCCGAUUUACUAUUGUCAUCUUUACAAAGUUGGACGAACUCACCUACGAUGAUAUGACUUUGGAUGAGUUCCUUCAAGACAGUACGCCAGAACUUCAGAGGUUUUUAACGGCAUGUGGUGGGCGGUAUAUUGGCUUUGACAACACGGGAGACUGGGAGACCAGGGCGAAGUAUGGAGAGAGACUUGUAUCCAUGUUGAAGGAUCUCCAGACGCAGAACAGCAACAUGGUCUACACCGUGGCCAUGCUUGAUGAGGCCACUGGGUGUCAGCAGAAGAAAGAGGAAGAAGAGAAGAGAAAACAGGAGGAAGAGUAUAGGAGAGAGAAAGAAGAAAUGAAGAAAGGGGUGCGUGAAGAGAUUAGACGAGAGUUUGAUGCAAAGUUGAUACGAGAGACGACAACACAGACGCCCCCAGCCAUUCCUACAGAUGAUGUCCCUUCACUGUUAGGACCAGAAGUGGAAAAGAAGGAGCUGGAAUCAUCACCCCUUCUUGACAUAUCAACAUCCAGCACAUAUGCAAAGACGCCAAACUCAGGCAGAACCAUGGGAAGCCUUGUGGGUUGCUUUGGUUGUAAACAUAAGACGUCAUCGCCUGACAAUAACCAUCCUCGAUUAUCCGACGAAACAGAUUCCACUGGGCAUGGAGAAGAACCUUCGACAAAAGGGCAAGAAGAAACACGAUCAAAAUGCUUCAUUAUCUAAUUGGCAAAAUGAUCUUUAAAUUUUGUUAUCUAGAGUUUGUAUUUCUAAUAUUCCGUUUUUAUAUCACAGAACAAACAAAGCCGAACCAUUAUUAUGAAGCACGCAUUUCCUGUAAAGGUCAGACACAUUGUUCAUGGCUAGAAAUUUGAGUUCAUAAUUUUAAUAUAACAUAGGGUUAAUGGCGUUUUUCGCCACAGACAACACAUUGUCACCUUAAUCACAGCGGUAUACAUUGAUGAGGCUUGAUCAGGCCAACUUCGGGUUAAUAGCAUGAACAACGACUUGCGUUUACGUUUGAAUAUAUGGGCGGAUUUGGUGAAGAUAAAUGGUUGUUUUCAGUGUUUAUUGUUUGUUAGUACGUAUUAGAUUAUUUUUUUAAUUCAGUGAUGACAACACUUAUUCUGUAUAUAAUGAAUUCAUUGUCAUAAAUAACCCAAUUAACAA